UUCAUGUUUAUCUACCACAGGAACAAUAGCCUACAAAAUAAAUCAGUCUCCAUAAGAUGAAUGUUUGAAUUAAUAUACACAUGUACCCCAAUAAAGCUUCUAGCUACAGCCCAGACAAUUUGUAGGUUACUUGAUUUAAAAUGGCUGAAAUUUAGCAUGUUUCUUAUUUUCUGAGCAUAAACUCUAACUUAUGUUCAUUUAGAACAAAAGCAAAAUCAAAAUAGUGUUAAAUAUUCUGACUGUUAUUGAUAUUUCAAGACAUUGAGUACUUUAAAAUGCAAACAAAGCAUUUAUUUAAGUUAGGGACUGUACCAUACCUUUAAAAUAUCCCUAAAAAUUAUAAAGCCCCACCCCUUAAUUCUUCCCAUUUGGAUAUAUCCAGACCUUCUAAAUGUAAACAAAAAAUUAACUGAUUAACACUACUUUGGUUCACUAUAGAUUUAAAUGAAUAUGAGUUAGCGUUUAUGUUCAUAAAAAUUAGAAGCAUACUAAAUUUCAGCAAUUUUAAAAUGAGUAGCCUACCCAUUGUUAUGAGUGGAACCGAUGCACAGAACUUUUAUAUAUCCCUCUAAAGCCGGGCCGCACACGACACAAUUUUCGUCGUACGAUUUUAGUCAGUCGACUAAAUCCUUGCAUGUGCGAUGUCGUUUUUUAUCGAUUUUUAAUAUCUGGCGAUUAAAAUCAUACCUUUACAUUCGAUAUAAUAUCGAGCGUUCUUUACGUAUACUAGUACACAUAUAUAGUAUUUUAGGUUCAUUUUGUUUGACUGUGCCAAACCAAAUUAAAACAGAUUAAAUGACGUAAUGGGUAAAUGCCGUAGUGGAGGAAAUUUUCUUCGGGUAUACGUUCCUAAUCCCCGUAAGUACAAGCCAAUGAAAACCGAGGAGUUUAUACGAAUAAGCUCCCAACCUGACUUUUCGCGCUCUUUUGUGUUUUUUUUUCAUUUAAGUUUUUCGUUCAAACGAACUAUCGAAGUAUUCCGCAAAAAAAUACGCCAUAAAAAUAGUUAUAUGGAUAGAUUUGUAUCGGAGAAACUCAAGGAAUGGAACCUUCUUUGCUUGCAAGAAAUAUUUGAAGAGAAUAUGAUUGACAAAGAAGCUUUGGAACUCUUAGAUGAAGCAUCUGUAAAGGAAAUGGUUGUAGCUAUUGGGCCUAGACAAAAGCUGCUAAAAAUGUUGGUGAAAGAAAAGUUCCUUCCUGGGACUUCUGUGACAACAGUGAGUGCUGAGACACCUGUGGCAGUGGCAGUGAGGACUGAGAUGUCCAGUACAGCAAGUUCUUCCAAUAGGAAUUUUGCUUCAGAUUCAUCAAAACACAAAGAAAUCAAUGCAAAGAAAUUAAAGGCUGAUUUUAGCAUCCGAUCAAUUCUUGAAAAUUCUGCACUUGGCGAAGAAAUCCUGUUUGAAUUGGAUAACGGGAGACUACCCAGAAAACAGAGAUUGAAGAUGGUUCAGGUUCUUGUAGCCGAGAUGAUUGAGAGAUUUGGGGACAGGCCACGAGCAGAUGUAAAAGUGUCCAUGGCCAGAGCUGUAGUUGAGGAAUUCCCCUUUCUUAAGGAUGAAGAAGGCCAAGGAUUUGAAGCUUGGUACACUCCUGGGAUGGGCAUUCAUUCAGCUACAGGGUGGCUUGAAGAGAAAUUGAGAAAUGUCAGAAGACGCUCAACAGAGGGGAAAAAAGUUGGUGUGUCAACUAGUGCGCCAAGCUCUAAGCUUGUUAAAGUUGGUGCAUUACCAGAAUGCAUAAUAAGUGAUGAUGAAUACAUGGGAAUGGUAGAAUGGUUAAAGCAUCACAUCGAACCACUCAGCAAAGUAAAGCAAUACAUGAAGAAAACAUCAAUCAGUCGUGCUGCAUGGAUUAAGGAAAACCCUCAACUAUCAGUCUGUGAUAUACUGAAAGAACAUCCAAGGUUGUUCGACAUACCUGGUAUGAUUGAAAUAGACUUUGAAGAAAUAUUUGGUGAAGUUGCAGAUAAUCUUUUCCUAAAAUGGACACCAUCUUUUGCUGAAAAAGUUAUUGCCUAUGCUAACAGCCAAGCAAAUUGGCACAGUUACCUCCAUGUUGACAUGCAGAAAGUCAACACUGAUGAGGAAAAACAAAAUGUUGCAAUUGUGCUCUUACCAGCAAUAUUUCCUACUGGACGCAAAGGGAAAAAGAAAAGCACCAUUGAUGAUGCUAUCAAGGUUUUUGUUGAUGUUCAACCAAUUGGUACCAACAUGCCAAAAUAUCUUGAGGAAAACUCCACUGAUGAGCCACAGGUUCUGGUUCAUGGAAGUGUCACCAGUCCUCAACAAGUGUUGUUGUUAGCAAAGGCAGAGCAUUGGAGAGGUCAAAUUUGUUGA
Messenger RNA from Dendronephthya gigantea, 2339 nucleotides. RefSeq lists its product as uncharacterized. The transcript has 11 exons. Bases 804 to 2339 code for a protein of 511 amino acids. The record is from RefSeq and is a predicted model, not a curated record. NCBI's taxonomy places the organism in Eukaryota, Metazoa, Cnidaria, Anthozoa, Malacalcyonacea, Nephtheidae.